Closterium sp. Naga37s-1 is the source of this 720-nucleotide messenger RNA. Lineage: Eukaryota; Viridiplantae; Streptophyta; Zygnematophyceae; Desmidiales; Closteriaceae. The record is from the annotation of a GenBank genome assembly.
AUGGAGCGGCAGAUCCUGGGCUCCGACCCCGCCGUGCAGAUUCCCCUCUAUGAAGCUGCUCCUCCGUGCAUUUCUGCCUCCUGCCGUCCCCGUUUGCCACCGUCGCCCCCACCACCAGAGCUGCCCCUGUAUCUCCUGCUCGGCCUGUGCUGUGGGGGGGUGUCCAUCGCGCUCACCCGCUCAGCCCGCCUCGCCACACACGCCUUUGACCGCCUGCUGCUGCUCUCCCCGCUGCCCCCUGCACUGCUGCCGGCCCUGGGGGGACUGUCAGUGGGAGUGAUCUCCCUGGCCUACCCCGAAGUGCUCUACUGGGGCUUCCAGAACAUCAACGACCUCCUUGGAUCCAGACCGCUUGCCAGUGCGCCUCAGGUGGACUUUCUCCUGCAGCUAGUCGCCCUUAAAGUGCUUUCCACGGCCAUUUGCCGCGGGUCGGGCCUGGUGGGCGGCUUCUAUGCGCCGUCACUGUUCAUCGGGGCGGCACUGGGGCAGGCGUAUGGGCGGCUAGCGAGUAACGUGCUGCUAGCUGUGGACCCCGAGUACAACCUGCAGUGGAUCCAAGUGGCUGCCCCACAAGCGUAUGCCAUGAUCAGCAUUGCAUGUACCAGUAACGUGCUGGUGGCUGUCGACCCCGAGUACAACCUGCAGUGGAUCCAAGUAGCUGCCCCACAGGCCUACGCCAUGAUGGGUGAUGGGACGGAGGGUCUGUCCACUGCUGCAUAA